Molecule: messenger RNA, 980 nt
Organism: Cucurbita pepo subsp. pepo (vegetable marrow)
Lineage: Eukaryota; Viridiplantae; Streptophyta; Magnoliopsida; Cucurbitales; Cucurbitaceae
Source: RefSeq, a predicted model, not a curated record
CCCAAAUUCCGUUGCGCCACGACAUAUCGAGUACGCGCGCGAGAGAGCGAGAGAGCCCUGGGGGUGCUUAUAGAAUCUGCUAGAACCGUCUAGCGAUGGUGUGAUUUGGAAGCAUAUUUCCAUUACAAAACCGAUAAUCAAUCAAAAAGGAACUGUGCCCUGGAUUUCUCAAGGUAAAUUUGCCGAUGAUACUAUGGAUUGUUCGAAGUCGGACAUGAUGGAGACUGAAUUUGCGUCAAAUAGAGCCGGCGAAGGCGAUUCUGUUCGCGACUUGCUCACAUUGGCUCGGCAAUUCAUCGAUCAACGAAACCCUACCCAAGCCCUCCAAGCGGUUGUAAUGGCAAUGAGAACCCAAGGUGGGGAUGCGGCAGUCAUUCAAUCCUUGCACCGUGCCCGUGAGCUGUACAGAACCCGAUUUCAGGAGACUGCUGAUGUUGAUCAACUAGCUUCUUUAUUUGCAGAGUGUGCCAUAGCUGAAGCCCAACCUCUGAACCCUGAACCUACAGAUAGUAACAAUGACAUAUCUGGCUCUUUGGUUGUGGAUGCUCACGGUAAUUCUAUUCUGGCAGAAACUGGUAGGAUGCAAAUUGUUAUGGAUGCAUUCUCAGACGGGAGCAGUUUUAUUUGUUUGCAAUGUGGGGGUCUUGUUAGUAACCAUCGCAAAGAUGAGCAUUAUGCAUAUUGGUGUGCCCGGAUCUAACUUGUAUUCGGGAACCAAUCUUCAUUCUUGUCUUACCUGGCGAAAAAGAAUCCUCCAAAACUUGUAUUUGUGUCUUUUGAUUUGUACAUGGCGCAGCUGCUUUUAUGUUGGUACGCCCCUAGUUGUUGUUAAUGCUAGUCAAGCUAAGGUUUUAAACGAUGUAGCCGAUUGUUGUAAGUGGGUUCUCCCUUGAGUAGCUUUCAACAUCUUCCUCCGUACAAGUGAGAAGAAAAGUAUAAACAUGAUCAAUAUGAUUUGCAAAGAUCAUUUGGAUUCAAAA